Molecule: messenger RNA, 1072 nt
Organism: Blepharisma stoltei
Lineage: Eukaryota; Ciliophora; Heterotrichea; Heterotrichida; Blepharismidae
Source: the annotation of a GenBank genome assembly
AUGUGGAUAAAUAAAUAUAUUGAUUGUUUCUCCCCUCCAUGAGUGAACAAAACCAUUGGAAAAAUCCCACCCUCCGUGAGCGAACAAAAAAUAUUUUUUAUGAGAGAAAUUUUGAUAUAUAAGUAAUAAUUAUUAGAAUAAAAUCUGCUUAAUUUUAAACAAAUUGCAUUUAAAACAUAAAUUUUCCAAAUUAAAAUUAAUUUUUACUUCUCAAUUUGAAUUUUACAUUUUGAAGAAAAAAAUAUUUACUAUAAAGUUUAUAUAUUUAAAAAAAAAAAAAAAAUUAGCCCCUCUGUAAGCGAACAAAAUUUUUUGUUUAUUCACGGAGGCGAGGGAGUUAGAGGACAAAUUGCAGCUCGAGAGUCUUAUUCAAGUUGAGCUACUUAAUAAAAUAGACAGCAAUUUAAACAUAAAUGAAACUUUUUUCCAAACUUAUACAGGAGGAAUAGUGCUUAUGUCAUUAGAGCAAGCCUUAAGACCUAAAUAUAAAUUGCAUAUAGGGACAGCUAAUAAUUUCGGGGAAAAAACUGAUGGUAUUUUUAUUCCAAAUCCAGGAGAAUCCUCUACCAUCAUUAUUCAUGAAUUUAAAAUCUUACACGUUGCUAAUUAUAAGGAAGUACUUGAAAGAGCUAAUGAUGCUCUUUGACAGAUCUACUCCAAGAAAUAUAUGGACAUUGCCUUCAGAUUUAAACACAGUCAUUUUCGUAGUGUAAUCAUUCGAGGCAUUGUGCUUUACAAAUGUUCUAGCACAAGAAAAUUGACAGUAUUCAUUAAGGAGCAUCAAUUUAGCUAUUGUGAUGCUGAAGAGAUAGACAAUCACUUUAGCACGGCAAGUGGAGGAAUACUGCCCCUAUCUUCAAUAUUAUCUAGAGAUAAUUCCAGGAUGGACUUAACAGAAAAGGCAAGGGAUAAGCUUGGUGGCAACAAUAUUGAUGAGUUAAUCGAAAAAAUUAUUAACAAAGACCCAAGUUUAGCUAAUAUAGAUAAGACGUAUGAAGAAGAGACAUUAAAAAGAAAAAUUAACCCAGGAGCUGAAGGCAAAAAAUUAUUAAGAGUGAGCUAUAAUUUUUAA